UCUGCUCCACGCCCCUGCCCUCUACCCAAGCAUUGGGAUAUGUAGGAAAUAUCCGUGGAGAGAUGGGCUGAAACUCCUCUCGGUUCAUCCUAAAAGAUCUCUCAAGCGACCUAUAGGAUUUCCGAAAGAACAUAAAUAUCAUACAGUGGAAUGAGCAGGCUGAGGUGGGGAGAUGCCUUACGUGGAUCGGCAGAACCGGAUCUGUGGCUUCCUGGACAUUGAGGAGAAUGAGAACAGCGGCAAGUUCCUCCGACGCUACUUCAUCCUGGACACCAAGGAGGGUAGCCUGGUGUGGUACAUGGACAACCCACAGAACCUGCCCAAAGGAGCUGAAAAUGUUGGCUCCCUCAAACUCACCUACAUCUCCAAGGUGAGUGAUGCCACAAAGCUGCGACCAAAGGCGGAGUUCUGCUUCGUCAUCAAUGCUGGUAUGAGGAAGUUCUACCUCCAGGCCAAUGAUCAGCAGGAUCUGGUAGAGUGGGUCAACGUGCUCAAUAACGCCACCAAGAUCACAGUGCCAAAGUCGGGGGAUGGCCAGCCCAGUGCAGAGAUGACCCAGGAGGGGCUGGGUGCCACAAAGCAGAUCUCCUAUAAGACAGAGAUCAUAGGUGGAGUACCCAUCAUCACUGCCACACAGGAGCAGGGCGACGGAGGGCAGAACGGAGCAGAGCGGGGGGGCCAGCGGAAGGCCCACUGCCAGCUGCCCUACUUCCUGGGGCGAGGGGCGCAGGACCAGGCGCUCAUCAAGGCUGGAUACUGUGUGAAGCAGGGAGCCGUGAUGAAGAACUGGAAGAGGAGAUACUUCUUACUGGAGGAGAACGCAGUCAGUUACUUUAAGUCAGACCUGGAGAGGGAGCCUCUGCGUGUGAUCCCGCUGAAAGAGGUUCACAAAGUUCAGGAGUGCAAACAGAGUGACUUAAUGCAGAGGGACAAUCUAUUUGAAGUCGUCACAAGCUCAAGGACCUUCUACAUGCAGUCGGACAGUCCAGAGGAGAUGCACAGCUGGAUCAAGGCCAUCUCAGGAGCCAUUGUGGCCCAGCGGGGGCCUGGACGCUCAGCUGCCUCUGAGCACAGCGACCACUCUACCACCAGCAUCCCUUCCAGCUUCUACUGCAGCAGCAACCACGGGGGACCCCCCGCCCCUCGCUCGCCAGUCCAGGCAGAGCCACCCUACCCCCAGCCCCAGGGGGGCCCGGGCCCUUACCUGGGACAGCCAGGACUUCAUGGGCCUGCUGCCCUGGCGAGGCCACCCGGGGGCACCACCCCGCUCCCGCCUCUCCCUCCAGGAGACCCCCCGCCUGUCCAAGUGAGCGCCUCAUCCCUGUACCACACCAACGCCGACCGGGAGGACCUGUCGCCAUGGAGACGGCGCAGCGAAGUAGAGGGCGACCAACCGGAAAUCUCCACCCUCAGCUUCGAGGACUCAGACCUGCAUGUCAGCCAGGUGUGAGCCUCUAGUCUAACCCCUGACCUUUGACCCCUAGCCCCUGCCUCAUAAGACACCGCAAGCUCUCACCCAUAACCCCACUCCCCUAUUCCCUCCACCACCUGACCUUCACUCCCCAUGCACAGAACCUGCUCAUUGGAUGUGGAUGCAGGUGGAUUCACACUGACACAAAGCGGACUGGACAGUUAUCACCAACGACAAACGGAAAGCCAAUCAGAAGUUACCAAAAAAUGGAGCUGAAUCAAUCGGAGCCGACCUGGCCCUCAGGAAGACAGGAAGUGGUCCCUGGUUGUGAUUGGUGAUCGUCUACUCUACCCCUGUAUCGAGAGCUUCUCUUAACACAGCCAAUGGCGUGAUGUGUCAGGGCAAGGAGACCUCGUCAGGUGUUUGGUUUUAGUUCAGUCUCUUUUGUUGUUGAUAUUUCUGUUGGGUGUUGCUCUUUCUCUUUUGUUGUUGAUAUUUCUGUUGGGUGUUGCUCUUUCUCUUUCGUUGUUGAUAUUUCUGUUGGGUGUUGCUCUUUCUCUCUUGGUGUUGGCAUUGUGUGGUAUGAUUCAAUAACAUCAUCCCCUGUCCAUUGGCUAAAGAGGUUACUGAUUUGGCUUACUCUGCUGAGAAACUCACUGCUCACGUUUCUCCACCUUCUCCUCCUUCUCCCUGACGUCACGUGAUUUACUGUUAUCAGGGUUGUUGGGCCUAAUUUAAAGAGGCGCUAGGUGUUAUUUUUAUUGACAGUUAUGUAAACUAAAAAUUUGUAACUGUCGACAAUGAGACAACCCCACUCAUACACACAAUGGUGUAGAUUUGUAUGUACUUUUAAGAUGUUAAAUAUAUUUGAUUUUAAGCAGACCAUUUAGUUUUUAUCCAAAGCAUGCCGUUAUGGAAGCACCUGAUGAAAUAUGAAACCAGAAUCUUAAAAAUAACCUGUCGAAAUUCCAUGCGCCAUUCUUGCUUUCAGGUGUUUUUUGGAGUGAGUGGGUCUUGUGUAUAUUUAUGUUUUUAGUCAUCCUUUAGAAAUGCUUUAAGUCCUUAUGUUCUAAUGAAAGUUACACCUGUUGUGUUCGUUCAGACUCUCUCUUUCUCUCUCAAUCAGUCACACACACACACACACUGUCACACCUAUGUGUUUUGCCAAAUGUAAGUCCUGAACUGUAAUGUUAUGUGCCUGUCAACGUGAGCAUGAAUUUGUAUAGUGACUUCUCCCUCAGGAGGAUAGAUAUGCACAGUUACAGUACAUCUAUAGGCCUGUGGGUAGGGCCUUUUAACUGGCACUUUGUGGAUACAAUGUGGGCAGAUAAUCUGCCCGCUACACUUGAUCUGUUUUAUGGGUGUUUCUUCGACAUCCUCUUCUCUUUUCUACUGUAUGAGUACUGUACUACUUUUCUCAAUGCUGUGACGGUUUGUUUGUGUGUCUGUGGGGGAGACAUAGGGUACCUGCGUUGCCAAUAUGGUGGAAGACGGGAGGAGUGUUUGACCUUUGGCCUCAGCUGUGUGCUCUUCCUGUUUUUACUGUGUUGCACAACUCUUACUGUAACAGCUGCUAAAGUGCCUGCGUUCUUUCUAUAGAGGAAAAAAAACAAGAAGCUAUUUUGACCCUUUUAAUUGUGUACCUGAUGUUCUUAAAUCGUGUGCAUUAUUUAUUAAGUGGAGUUUGAAAAUAAAUCAAUGGAUUCAA
Molecule: messenger RNA, 3119 nt
Organism: Oncorhynchus masou masou (cherry salmon)
Lineage: Eukaryota; Metazoa; Chordata; Actinopteri; Salmoniformes; Salmonidae
Product: pleckstrin homology domain-containing family A member 1-like
Exons: 12
Coding region: 173-1450 (425 amino acids)
Source: RefSeq, a predicted model, not a curated record